AUGUCAGGUGGAGGUAAGGGAAUAGUGCAGAAAUCCUCUGCUUGUCUUACCAUGGGCUUUGCCACAACAAUCUGCACUGACCUGGCUAGGAAGACGGUAUCACAAGAUGAUCCUUUUGGUCUUCAUAUUGCAGAACUUGAAGAGACAAUAAGGGCAAUAGAAGAUUGCAAGACUGCUGGAGUAACUGUGAAACUCAUAUCAGAAGAUGAUGUGCCAGUGGUGAGAGCUGCAGCGAUUGAAUUUGGAAUGCUCACAGAAAAUUCUGAGGCAUCGGUGCUUAAAGGCAAAGACUUUCAAAAUUGCACCGAAGAAGAGAGGAUAGGAAUGGUGGAUCAGAUCACUGCAAUAGGCAACUGUCUCCAAUCUGAUAAGCUUCUUCUUGUGCAGUGCUUGAGGAAGAAAGGAAAUAUGGUUGCACUGAUUGGAGCUAAUAAUCUUCAUGACAAUCCAGCAUUGAUACAAGCAGAGAUUGGCUUUGUAAAGGCAGAAUGGGGCACAAAAAUGGCAAGAGACUACUUAGACCUCAUGUUAUGGGAUGGAAGAGAAGCUCUUAUGACACCAAUUCAGUUAUCCUGGACUAAAUUGAUUGUGCCGAUCCUCGGCAGCGUGGCGGUGAUCACUGAACCAUCUGGAGAAAAAACUAAUGAACAAGCCUCCAGUUCAGAAAACAGAACCACUUAUGACCAAGGCCAAGUUGAGAAACAUCACAGCUCAAGUUAUCUAUCAGGUUGUGAUUUUAGUGAUCUUCCAAUUCAAAGGACAGGUGAUUUACGGCACGAAUCGGAAACUCGGGAAAGCCAUGAUGUUCAAUAG
Molecule: messenger RNA, 813 nt
Organism: Dovyalis caffra
Lineage: Eukaryota; Viridiplantae; Streptophyta; Magnoliopsida; Malpighiales; Salicaceae
Source: the annotation of a GenBank genome assembly